AAUGUUUAUGAUGUGCAACUACUCUAUUAGUUGUAUUCGUGCUAUUUCUUACCUCCUUUAUGACAAUUUUUUUUAUUUUAGAGGCACUCCAGUGACUUGGAGUACAUAUUUCCUUAUAACUACCAGCUACUUCUGGUAUCUUUUCACAACAAUUUCUAUAAAUGGUGUAAUGUGUUUAUUCUCAGUAGCCGUUUUCCAAAUCUUUACAUCUUUAGUAAAAGCUACAGUUUCCUUUGGAUGAUACAGUUACUGAUAUUUACAGUGAGUUUUAUUGACUUCUCUCGUGAAUAUGGCCGAUGCAGAAAUUUUGUCAGAUAAAUACUCGGAACAACUCCUUCCUAACACUAUGGUACACCUUAUCGAAGCAGCAUUUGGAAUAUUCGGAAACUCUCUUGUUCUUUUGAUGUACACUAAAUACAUUCAGGACAAAACAGGUACCCGGUAUUUCAUUCCUAUUUUGGCUUUUAUCGAUUUUAUCGGAUGUGUUUCGAAUGUGACUCAAUUUCACCUGGACAACACCAAGCGUUACAGCUACCCUGAUGUAUACUUGUGCAAAUCUCUAUAUUUUUCAAUGAUACUGACCGGGGGAUUUUCGGCUCACCUGAUCCUUGCCAUUGCUUUACAGAGAUACCUAAUAAUUUGUCGUCCCUUUAGUCAACAGAUGUCUAGGAAAUCCUGCAGAAUCACCAUCUUGGUGAUUUUUCUGUUUUCGGUCGGUUAUGCAUCUCCCGUUUUGAAAUUUGGUGGAUUUUAUCGCACAACUGUUGAAGAUGACUCACUGAAUGUCACUCGGAACAUCUCUGUACUUGUCUGUCAUUCCGAUGACGGAACAAAUGGAACGGGUGUUAUGGUUCCCUACUUUGGGUUUUUGCUUCUUCUUUCUUUCAUCAAUAUUUUCGUCACCACCGCUUUGUACAUUCCUGUGACUAAAACUAUUUAUAGAACACUGUCGCCUACCAGACGAAACCGAACAAGUACUGUUGUGGACGUAGAUACUAAUAUCACCUCAAAAGAAACACAGAGUUCCACAGUUGAGAAAAUUGCAAUGGUAGAGUUUCCACAAAACGAUGUUAGAAGGUCCUAUUUUGCAUCCCAAAACACGUCAACGAUCGACAAAAAUCGGGAACAAAAAGCGCGCAAAAAGAUCAGUGUCAUGUUCCUCGUCAUCAUAAUUGUCUACGUAGUUUCGUAUCUGACGUCACUCAUUACUCAGGUCCACAGUUUCGCAACUAGAAUAGAACUAAAAGGGUACCAUUUAAAUAUUUAUUUUUUCUGUUUGCGUUUUAACCUUCUGAAUCACAUUGCUAAUCCCUACAUAUACUGGUUCUAUGACAUCAAAUUUAGGAAUGAACUCCAGAAAUUUUGUUGCGGUGGUAGUAUCAGACGAUACUCAUUUUCGGUAUGAAAUGUCACAAAUAAA
Messenger RNA from Saccostrea cuccullata (small rock oyster), 1420 nucleotides. RefSeq names its product trissin receptor-like. Lineage: Eukaryota; Metazoa; Mollusca; Bivalvia; Ostreida; Ostreidae. Gene Ontology annotation, molecular function: neuropeptide receptor activity. The record is from RefSeq and is a predicted model, not a curated record. Bases 290 to 1405 code for a protein of 371 amino acids. The transcript has a single exon. Gene Ontology annotation, cellular component: plasma membrane. Gene Ontology annotation, biological process: neuropeptide signaling pathway.